Molecule: messenger RNA, 1737 nt
Organism: Penicillium riverlandense
Lineage: Eukaryota; Fungi; Ascomycota; Eurotiomycetes; Eurotiales; Aspergillaceae
Product: import motor complex subunit PAM16
Exons: 3
Coding region: 1-1737 (578 amino acids)
Biological process (GO): protein import into mitochondrial matrix
Cellular component (GO): TIM23 mitochondrial import inner membrane translocase complex
Source: RefSeq, a predicted model, not a curated record
AUGGCACAUCAAGCUCAAGAAAUCCCAUGGAAAGUAUUGGGCUCAAAUCUCCACUGGGUCUCGGGCGACUCUUGUAAAUGCGGCACCACAAAUCUUCACCCACGCAUGAGGAAGAACCAAGCCAAGGCACUUAAUGACUUCGUCAAAGCUUUCUUGAGAAAUAUCGACAAGCAUUCGAAUCACGAGCGUACAAAAUUUCGGGCAAAAUAUGAUAUACCGGAUCGGACUGAUGUGAUAAUUGAUGAGAGCGUUGCCCAAAAGAUUAUGCCCACCGUCCUUCGCUACCGUCACUAUGGUAGGAGAAACGACUUCCUUUGCCCCGGAGUUGCCAGCGAAAGCCGUGACCAUCGGUUGGGAUAUUGCCAGUGCCCUGCUCUGCCUGACCAAGAGCGAAGCGCGUCCUCGUUCCUUCGACGGUAUAUCAAAAAUCGUUGUUACCGUUUCGUUGAGGACAAUAACGACGCCUUCUUCAACCUUGAACUAGUCAAGACAUUGAUUUUGUAUGGCGAGAUGAACCCUGUUCUUAGGAUUUGCGCACAUCCUGAGGUGGACCUGAUGAGUUGGUGGUCAAAAGCUCAAUGUGACUGCAUGGACUUAGAUAUCGGGUGGGACCGGUUCGCUUGGAAGGCCUUAAUCGCGUACAUUGGGCUAAAUGUGACAUUCUGCUUCCCGCAGAUGUGGGACGCUGCGCGUGGCAAACCCGUCGAAACAGACUAUCGCAACACGCGGUUCUAUCAGUACAUGCUUCGAGAAUGCACGAUGACUGGGGAGACAUCCGACGUCAGUGCAUAUCCACACCGACAAUUUUUUGGGAUUAGCGAAGACCAAUUCCGUGGCUCAACCCCCUCCCUUCAAUCCAGAAACCCUAGGUUUUUCCAAACCUUUACAAGAGGAGACGACUAUCGUCGUGAGUAUUACGGGAUUGUGCCCAUUGACGAAUUUCUGCACAUGGAAGGGUCGGUUUGUUACCAACCGCACUUAUCCGAUGUCAACCUGGUCCGCAGUUUCCUGCGUCGGAAGGGUCUUCCCGCUGAACUUGCAUGCAAUAUCAUGGAGUUCGCCGAGUAUGAGCCGAGACGCAGACUCAAAAAGCCCCACGAUCCGUUUCAUCGUUCCAACCGAAAAGAACUGGCCGAGUAUCUCAAGUAUUGCUGGACACUUCUGGUUCGGUGUGAUAUGAUGGCGAAGGCUCUUGAUUUUCAGAUUCCAUGGAAAGACCUGGUCACACAGUGCAUGGUUUGCUUCUGGCAGUGCAGGAACUGCCAGUUGGAAGACUGGUUCUACGUGGAUGAUGAGAACCGCGCCGGUCUUUCCUAUACAUUUGCCCACCGCAUCGUCACCCAAGUCGUCGUCACCGGCGCUCGCGUCUUCGGCCGCGCCUUCGCCGAAGCCUACAAACAAGCCCAGGCCUCGGGCAAAUACGCCGCGCAGAACAAGGGCAAGAACGGCGGCGGCUUCACCUCCUCGGGCCUGACCCUUGACGAGGCUUGCAAGAUCCUGAACGUCAAGCCACCCAACGCCGGCGCCAGCGAGACCGGUCUAGAACAGGUCAUGGAGCGCUUCAAGAAGCUCUUCGAUCUCAAUGAUCCGCAGAAGGGAGGCAGUUUCUAUCUGCAGAGCAAGAUCUUGCGCGCAAGAGAGCGAUUAGAGAUGGAGGUGCGCGAGGCAGAGAGGAAGGCUGCAAGCGAGAAGGAGUUGAAGGAGGGUUGGAAGCCGAAGGUGUACAAGGAUCGGUGA